AUAAGCAAACUUCAGCAAAGUAGUCCAAGAAUGCUCACCAGUCAUCAUCAUCAUCAGAAUUUUUGUAUACAAUUUUAGCUGGUUUUUAACGCAGGAUCUGAUCAAAUAUUUUUAGGAAAUAUAAUUUUAGAUUAGCACUCUUGUAUUAUAGCUGAAAUGUCAGCAAAUGCUGUGAACUAGUUAUUUGAAAUCAAAUCUCAAAAUAAAAUAUCCUUCACCAAGGAUUGAUUUGCCUUCGCCCUUGUUCCAGUACCUAAUGUGGUUCAAGAGCGUAAAUAAGCUUACAUCUAAUAAUAUUAUGUAAGUAAUAAAUACUUAAGACAAUAGACAGUCAUCCGAUGAUACUUAAUCAAGCGAGUGCAAGUGAGGUAUUGAUUUCCAUGUACAAAGCGGCCAGAAGACUAUUGUCUGAUUUCAAAACUAAAAGUCCGAAACUAAGGGUGAUCAAGGACUGAAACAAACGGGCUGCUGUUUGAAGUUUGAUGCAUUUCAUGUCGAAUCAUUGAAAGUUGGAUGCAUUUCAUGACAUUUGAAGAUAGCCUUGGAUUAUAGCCCCAAAAAGGGCUGCUAUUUAAAGUUGGAUGCAUUGAUCUGCGUUCCGUGACAUUUGAAAAUAGUUUGAAGAUAUUAGCAACAAAAAGGUUAUCUAACAUCUUAAAUUUGUUUCUGCUGCCACAGUGAAAAAUUGAAGAGAGACAUUUUCAUUACUUAAUUGGACUAAAUAUGAUAUUAUCUUAAAUACUUCUGUUGCCUUUGCUUCCAGAGCCUUCAAAUACAAUGUCCAGUAAUAUAAAUAUCCUUCAGUAACUCAGUCAUUCUUUUUAAAAAGAUUCUUGUAAAAUUUUUUAUAGUAGCUUUUUCAAAAAAACUGACAAUUUUAGAAGUGAAAGUCUUAUAAGAUUAUUUAGCUAUACACUAGUUAAUUCAAAACAUAGUAUAUACAAUAUGAGUUUGUCAAUAAGCCGAAACAUACCUAAUAUCAAUGUUCAUGCUGGUGAAAAACCUUAUUCUUGUAACGUGUGCAAUAAGACUUAUUCGCGGAAGUAUAGUUUGGCUAGACACUAUCUUAUUCAUACUGGUGAGAAACCUUAUUCUUGUAGUGUCUGUAAUAAGAGUUUUUCUCGGAAAAGUAGUCUGACUAUCCACAAACAGGUCCAUACGGGUGAUAAACCACAUUCUUGUAGUGUAUGUAAUAAGACUUUUACACAGAAAAGUUCCCUGGCUAAGCAUAGUCUUGUUCAUACUGGUGAGAAACCUUAUUCAUGUAGUGUAUGUAAUAAGAGUUUUGCUCAGAAGAUUACCAUGAUUGAUCACAGUCUUGUUCAUACUGGUGAGAGACCUUAUUCUUGUAACAUAUGCAAUAAGAGUUUUUCUCGGAGGAGUAGCUUAACUAUUCACAGAACUAUCCAUACGGGUGAGAAACCUUAUUCUUGUAGCGUAUGCAAUAAGUGUUUUUCACAUAGGAAUGGUCUAGCUGAUCACAGUUAUAUCCAUACUGGCAAGAAACCUUUUUCUUGUAACAUAUGUAGUAGGAGUUUUACCCAGAGGUGUAACCUGAUUGCUCACGGUCUUGUUCAUCAAAGUGUGAAACCUUAUCCUUGUAGUGUAUGUCCUAAGAGUUUUUCACGCAGCACCUAUCUGACAGAGCACAUGCGGGUUCAUACUGAGGAGAAACCUUAUUCUUGUAACGUGUGUAAUGAGACUUUUUCUAAGAGGAAUAGUCUGGCUAAGCACAGUCUAGUAGCUCAUAAUGCUCAGAAACCGUAUUCUUGUAGUGUAUGUAAUAAGAGUUUUUCACAGAGUAGAUAUCUGACUUAUCACAAACGUGUUCAUAAUGGUAAGAAACCUUAUUCUUGUAACAUAUGCAAUAAGAAUUUUUCUCGGAGGAGCUGUCUGUUUCUACACCAACAUGUUCAUACGGGUGAGAAACCUUAUUCUUGUAGUGUAUGUAGUAAGAAUUUUACACAGAAGGGUGCCCUGACUGCGCACAGUUCUGUUCAUACUGGUGAGAAACCUUAUUCAUGUAGUGUCUGUAACAAGAAUUUUGCACAGAAGAGUGCCGUCGCUGUGCAUAGUCUUGUUCAUACUGGUGAGAAAGCUUAUUCGUGUAACAUAUGUAGUAAAAGCUUUUCACAGAAGAGUUCCCUGACAGAGCACAGUAGUGUUCAUACGGGUAAGAAACCUUAUUCUUGUAGCAUAUGUAAUAAGAAUUUUUCUCGAAGAAGCUGUCUGUCUGUCCACAGACAUGUUCAUGCUGGUUUGAAACCUUAUUCUUGUAGUAAAUGUAAUAAGAGUUUUUCACAUAGGAGUUAUCUGUCAAAUCACAGUUGUGUUCAUGCUGAUGAAAAACCUUUUUCUUGAAGUGUUUGUAAUAAGAUUUUUAAAGAGUUGUAUAAGUCUCCCAUAACGAGUUAGCUGCUACAAAUUAAGAGUAACGAGAACCAGUAAAGUUCAUUCCAGCAAUUUAGGAAAAUAAGCAACAACAAAAAAAGGGAUUUGAGGAAAAGUAAAUAUAGAUAUUUUAUUUAGCAUGUUCAUAUUGUAGAUAUAAACUCAUUUAAAGAGUACCAAAGUAUUGAUUCAAAGAAUUGGAAUGGUAUGUCAGUUUAGAAUUCUCACCCAAAGAAAGUGGCUAUUUUGCACGCUUUAAUUUUCCCCACCUAAGUGAGCUCUUCCACUUUGCAGCCAACUUGUCAUGGUUGAAUAAUUCCUAAUUGUUUUUCAUACUGGUGAGAAGCCUUAUUCUUGUAACUUUUUUAAAAGUUUUCUCACUGAGAAACAGUUAGGCUAAAGACAGUCUUUUUCAUAUUGGUGAGAAAUCGUAUUCUUUUAGUGUGAGUAAUAAGACUUUUUUGACAAAGAUAGCUUUAACUAGACACAGUCACACUCAUACAAACAAGUAACAAUAUUCUUGUAACAUACGUAAUAAAAAUUUUUCAGAGAGGUCUACUUUAACUGUAUAUGGUUGUGUUCAUACUGCUGAAUAACCUUGUUCAUGUAAUAAGUGUAAUAAAUAUUUCGUCUUUUUUUUA
Messenger RNA from Parasteatoda tepidariorum (common house spider), 3032 nucleotides. Lineage: Eukaryota; Metazoa; Arthropoda; Arachnida; Araneae; Theridiidae. The record is from RefSeq and is a predicted model, not a curated record.